AUGUCUAAAUCUUGUGGUUCAUGUGCAAAGGUUAAUGCAGUGACUGCAAGGUUUUGUGUGUCGUGUGGUAAUAGCUUGGGGACUACUACGAGUAGUAGUAGCCCUGCAAAGACUGCUACCACUACAGCUGGUGGUCCUGCAAAGACUGCUACCACCACAACGAGUCCUGCAAAGACUACUACUACCACAGCUAGUCCUGCAAAGACUACUGGUACUACAGUAACUUCAAAAUCAACAUUAAAACUUGCACCUGUAAUAUCAUCAACGGCAUCUACUAGUAGUAGUGGUGCUAAUGGAGCAGCAUCCAAGCCACUACCAACUCCACCACCUACGACAGGUAGUAGUAGUACUACUACCACUACAACUGCACCACUUGUAUCAUCUGGUUCUGGUGGACGAGGUUCUACUUUAAGAAUCAAUAAGACAACACCACCAACUACAACUACAACUACAACAACAACACCUGUAACAUCAACAUCUAGAUCAUUUUCAGUAUCAUAUAAAACACCUCCAUCACUUGGUUCAUCUGGAACGACGACGACCACUACAAGUACUUCAGCAGCUCCAACCAUACCAAAUAGAGGAGGUACUUUGAGACCUGCUCCAAAACCACCUGUCACUACAACAACAACUCCAUCAACAACAACAACGACAACAACACCAUCAGAAUCAUUCUUGGCUGUAAAGUUAAAAGAAACAAAGAUUGAUGGUGCUGGUGCUAACGGUGGUAAUAGACCAAAAUCUCAUACCAUAUCAUCGGCAAGUGUUGAUAGUAAACCAAUGGUUACACCUGGAGGAUCAUUUGUAAAGAAUGCAAUCAAGAGUAGAGAUACACUCGAUCACAAGGUGCAGUCAGAGGUCAAGGUGAUUAAUGGAGACAUGCAUGCACCAGUUGUCAAACCAAUGCCAACACCUCCAACCACAAAUGGUCAUAGUGUACACGUAACAUCACCAAAGUCAUUGACAAUGGGUGCACAAAAGGAUAGGGAUCACACUGUCAUUCAUAAAAAGUCAGUAUCUGCACCUCCUGCACCACCACCUCCUACUUCACAUCAUUCAUCUUCAUCUUCAUCUUCUUCCUCUUCAUUGGCUCCACCAGAAUUACCAAAGAAACCAGCACAUUUAAAGACACAAAACUCAAUGGAUAAUUUACAAAAGUUGGAAAAGGAAAAGUUUGAUCGAUCACAAGCAGAGCGCGAGAAACAAGAUAUGGAAAAACAACGAUUGGAUCGUGAACGAGAUGAAAGAGAUAGGGAGAAACUACGUCUUAUUGAAAAAGAGAGAAAGGAAAAGGUGGAACGCGAAAGAUUAAAGAUGCAACACGAAAAAGAAGAAAGAGACAAGGAAAAGAUAGCUGAAAAGGAACGAGCCAAAGCAGAAAGACAACUACAAAAGGAAAAAGAUCGAGAGGAAAAGGGUGUAAAGGCCAAACAAGACAAGGAAGAAAGAGAAAAGGAAAAGUUACGAAAACAACAAGAAAAGGAAAGAAAACUACAAGAACGAGAAGAGGUGGCCAACGAACGCGAGAGAUCAGAUUCCAUUUCAAUUAGAUUAUCGGGUAGUAACAAUAGUAUAGACACUGCCAUUACCAAUAGUAAUAGCCAUAGUUCAUCGUCGUUGAAUCACAGCAAUGUAUCUGAUGACGAGGAUAUUCCAUCGUCUCCCAAAUUGACAUUCUCAGAUGUACGAAACAAAGAUUUGGAAAAGAAGAAAAAGGAGAGAGAAAAGUAUAAUACUAGUCCUGCACAUGGACGUUCUCGAUUCUUUAGUUUUAUCCUAGGUGACAAAGAUAAAGAGUAUAAUCCAUCAUCUGAUGAAUUUGUCAUUUCUUCACCUUCUUUGCAGAAUUCAGGAGGAGGCGACAGACCAUCCACUCCAGUCACAUUUGCAGCUGGCGAUGAAGCUCAUGCAAGUGGUGAUGAAUGUGAUUCUUCUCAAGGUGGUGGCCCACAACUAAGAAAAUGGGCAAUCAAAAGAAAUGAACACCAAAAAUCCGAAAAGGAUCUAUUGGCAAGUUCUGCCUCGAUGGCACCAUCCUCACCUUCCCAACAAUCAGUUCUCAUUGCAACCAAUAGAAUCAGUCAAAUCUAUGAAGAGAAUGGUAGUCCUGCCGGAGGCAGCAGUCCAGCCACAGUUUCCAUCAGCCACUCUAAUUCACCAAGCCAAUCCUCCUUUGUUCUUGGCAGUUCCCGUCUAUCUGUACCCCAACCACCACCCGACCUCCCCGCUCUUCCACCAGCAACCGAUCAACGUUCACGUGUUGUUUCCGAAUUUAUCGUUACAGAGGCCGAUUACAUUAGAGACUUGGAAAUCAUGGUGUGGUUGAGAAAGGAACUCGUCCACCAAGACGAACAAUCCAAAAACAGCUCAAUCGAUGAAAUCAAUGCAUUGUUUAGUAAUGUCGAACAAUUAAUCAUGGUAAACAAAAUGUUAUAUAGCGAAUUUUGUAAACCUCCUCCUGAUACCAAUGAUUUUGGUGAAGCCAUUGCUAUUGCUUUAGCUUCAAUGUCUGAAUUUUUAAAAUCCUAUUUUGUAUAUUGUAGUAAUCAAACCAAAGCAUUGUCAACCUUUACCAACCUUAGAGGAAAAAAUUGUAGUUAUUUGGGUUAUUUAUUAUCUCGAAGAGAAUGUAGAUCUUUACCAUUUGAUAGCUUUUUAAUUAAACCUAUCCAACGUGCUUGCAAAUAUCCACUUUUAAUUAGAGAAUUAUUAAAAUCAACACCAGAAAAUCAUAAAUCUUAUUCAAUGUUAAAGGUGGCACAGACAAAAAUUGAAUCAAUUGUAGCAACAAUCAAUGAAAAGAAGAGAGAGUUUGAUGGACAAAUGAGAAUGUAUGAAAUCCAAAGCAGAUUUGUAGAAAGUGAUAUUGAAAUGGAAAAGACCAUUCUAGCACCAUCACGUAAACUUGCCAAGGAAGGUGUGAUUGAUUCGAUGGGAUAUUUUAUUCCAGGCAAUACAUCUACUCAGUACUAUAAAAAGGCCAAAGAGGGUUGUUACUUUUUGUUUAACGAUCUUUUGAUUUGGGGUACACCCAACAAGAGUGGAGGCAUCAUGACUGACGUACCAUCUGCCACCGAUCCAAAUUGCCCAUUAAAACUAAGAGCCUAUAUACCAUUGGAUUCAUGUAUUAUUAGAGAUGUUCCAACAGAUCCAAAUGCUUUUGAAAUCAUUUAUUCAAAUAAAGAAGUUUGGAUGUUUAUUCUUGAUGAUGAGGAAACUAGAAUAUCAUUGUACAAUGAAAUCGAUCAACUUAUAGAAACCAAUCUUAAGAAUGAAUACAAGAAAUUUGUAGAACAAAAAGAAAAGGAGGAUUUGGAGAAUCAAAAGAACAAUGCAAACAACAACACCAAAGACAACAACAACAAGGAUCAACCUUUGGUUGUCGAGACAUACGAAGACUGGAAAUUAUUGGUCAGAAAUAAGCCUCUACCAGAGGUCCCCAAACUUCCUUCACUGCCUCCUCUACCAGAUUUAGCAUCCUCUUCCUCUUCAUUAUCAACUGAAUAA
Molecule: messenger RNA, 3507 nt
Organism: Cavenderia fasciculata
Lineage: Eukaryota; Evosea; Eumycetozoa; Acytosteliales; Cavenderiaceae
Gene: gxcQ
Product: pleckstrin domain-containing protein
Exons: 4
Coding region: 1-3507 (1168 amino acids)
Cellular component (GO): cytoplasm
Molecular function (GO): guanyl-nucleotide exchange factor activity
Source: RefSeq, a predicted model, not a curated record